Molecule: messenger RNA, 1488 nt
Organism: Thalassophryne amazonica
Lineage: Eukaryota; Metazoa; Chordata; Actinopteri; Batrachoidiformes; Batrachoididae
Gene: ctsl.1
Product: cathepsin L.1
Exons: 8
Coding region: 35-1039 (334 amino acids)
Biological process (GO): immune response
Cellular component (GO): lysosome
Molecular function (GO): cysteine-type endopeptidase activity
Source: RefSeq, a predicted model, not a curated record
ACCUUCAACUCACCUGCAGUGACAAAUACCCAGCAUGAAGCUGCUGCUGGUUGCUGUCACUCUUCUGGCUGUGGCCAACUGUGCCAGCAUGUCUCUAGAAGACCUGGAGUUCCACGCUUGGAAACUUGAGUUUGGAAAGACCUACAGCUCGCCGUCAGAGGAGGCACACCGCAGGGGGAUCUGGCUUCAAAAUCGCAAAGUGGUGCUGAUGCACAACAUCAUGGCCGAUCAGGGGACCAAGUCCUACCGCCUCGGCAUGACUGUGUUUGCUGACUUGGAAAACCACGAGUACCGACACCUGAUUUCUCUGGGUUGCCUGGGCUCCUUCAACAGUUCUCUGCCACGACACGGCUCCAGCUUCCUCCAUUCAGUUGCACUUCAUGAACUGCCCCAAACUGUUGACUGGAGGGACAAGGGCUACGUUACCCCUGUCAAAGAUCAGAAGCAGUGUGGCUCCUGCUGGGCAUUCAGUGCUGCUGGGUCACUGGAGGGGCAGAACUUCAGGAAGACCGGCACGCUGGUGUCCCUGAGUGAGCAGCAGCUGGUGGACUGCUCCAGAAGCUUUGGUAACAUGGGCUGCAUGGGAGGCCUGAUGGACCAGACCUUUGACUACAUCAAAGCCAACGGAGGGAUCGACACUGAGGACUCCUACCCUUAUGAGGCCAAGGAUGGACACUGCCGAUUCAACCCUGCAACCAUUGGCGCCAAAUGUACCGGCUACGUGGAUGUGAAAACAGGUGAUGAAAAUGCUCUGCAGGAGGCCGUGGCCACAAUUGGUCCCGUGUCUGUGGCCAUCGAUGCUUCUCAUAUAUCCUUCCAGCUCUACAAGUCAGGAGUGUAUGAUGAGCCAGAGUGCAGCAGCUCAGAUCUGGAUCAUGGUGUCCUGGCUGUGGGAUAUGGUUCCAACAGUGGAAAUGACUACUGGCUGGUCAAGAACAGCUGGGGUCUAGACUGGGGGGAAAAAGGAUACAUCAUGAUGUCAAGAAACAAGCACAAUCAGUGUGGCAUUGCUACUGCUGCCAGCUAUCCCCUGGUCUGAGAAGGUGAGAAGCAACGCAUAAUGUGCCCAUCCCUCCAUUUUCCCAUUGUUCUUCCUUUUCUUAAUAAAAUGUCUGUUUCAUGAUCAAAACCUGCAAAAAACAAACCUGUAAGUGCAGUUAUGUCUGCGUGCACACUCUGCAGUGUAUUGUCCAUUAACUUGCUAUUGUUUUCUGUUAUUUUGACUCACUUUUGGGGGUUGGCUGUCAUAAAUUGCGAACGGUUGAUUUUAAAUUAACUGUUGCAUGUAGUUCAGUCUUUUAUGUUUUGAUUUCACUGUUAUUUGUCGAUAUGUUUAUGUUUAAUUGUAAAAGCACUUUGAAAUGUAUAAGCUGCACCAGAAAGUGCUGUGAAAAUAAAGUUUAUUAUCAAGAUUCCAAAUGAGGAACUGGAACAAGCGCUGCAGACGUACUGAGUGAUUGAUGUGUAACUAAUAAAAGUGUUGAAUGA